GGUCGUCGCAUUUAUGAGUAUUGCAGCCAUUUUUUCUGCAAGACCCCUCCAGUCUCUUCUUCUCCUUCCUCCUACUAAACCGAGUUAAAUUAAUUCCCAAGUUUGAAUUUGAUUCUCUGAAAUUUUCACCAUUAUUUAAUCAGAGGUUGAAGAAAAUGACAAUGUUUUGAAUGCGAGGGAGAUAAUAAUGGCUGUACCAUGCGGUGGUUCCCUCCGCGACACAUGGGAUCGUUUCUUCGACCGGUGCUCUCGGUUUUUUCCCUGUCUUUCCGAUCCUGCUCGAAGAUCUGCUUUGUGUUUGAAGGUGGCGUUGGUGGUGCUGCACUUGAUCUAUGUUAGCAUUCUUUUUAUUUUCGACAAAGAUUUCAUUGAGAAGACCAAGCAACAACCUUGGUAUACUGCAAUAUAUUUGUCAUUAUUGGUGGCUACACUGGCUCAAUAUUUCCUCACCUCUAAUACUUCUCCAGGUUAUGUUCUUGAAGCAAUGAGGGUCGUUAACGAGACUGAUGCUUUAGUAAGGAGAAAAUCAGUGGCUUCAAAACAACCUGCUUCAAGCAACAAUGGCAGUUUAGUUAUUACUGUGGAUGCGGACCAGCUCGGAAGAAACCUUUUAGGGAGUAAUGCAACAUCUUGGACAAAAGUAGUGAUGGAUAUGUAUCCUCCUGGAACCUCAGUUAGAACCUGGACUUGCUCCUACUGCAAUGUUGUGCAGCCCCCACGAGCUAAGCAUUGCCAUGAUUGCGACAAAUGUGUGCUUCAGUUUGAUCAUCAUUGUGUCUGGCUGGGGACAUGCAUAGGACAGAAUAAUCACUGUCGGUUUUGGUGGUACAUUUGUGAGGAGACAGCAUUGUGCCUUUGGACCGGUAUCUUAUACAUUUCAUAUCUCAAAUCAAAUAUAACAAAGGCAUGGUGGGUCGAUGUUAUUAUGAUUUUGCUGUUGGCUACUUUAUUUGUUUCGCUUAUCUUCCUGGUUCUCCUCCUCCUGUUUCAUAGCUAUCUCAUUAUGACAAAUCAAACAACCUACGAACUUGUAAGGCGAAGGCGCAUUCCUUACCUGAGGGGAAUUCCUGAAAGAGUUUAUCCAUUUAGUCAAGGAGUAUGCAGAAAUUUGUACAACUUCUGUUUAGCCCGAAGCACGUAUUACAAGAUGGAGCGUUUGCCAACAGCACAGGAACUGGAGGAGAAGGCAAGGCCUUAUACAUGCUUGGAUGCAUUAACUUGUCGAUGUUGUUGAUGAUUACUUGGCGUUGGGCCUUUAGUUUUCAUUGUAUACUUUUCCGUGUUGCAAAGAAUGGUCAUCAUUUUACAGUAUGUCCUGCAUUUGUUUAUUCAACGCUGGAGAUGGUGAAGUCAAUUUACCAGUUUUGCUGGACCAAAACAAAAUGUAUUUUUCUUUUUUUCCAUAUGCAAACUCGUCUCAUUCUUA
Coffea arabica (coffee) is the source of this 1426-nucleotide messenger RNA. Its product is annotated as protein S-acyltransferase 10. Gene Ontology annotation, biological process: protein targeting to membrane; peptidyl-L-cysteine S-palmitoylation. Lineage: Eukaryota; Viridiplantae; Streptophyta; Magnoliopsida; Gentianales; Rubiaceae. Gene Ontology annotation, cellular component: endoplasmic reticulum; Golgi apparatus. The record is from RefSeq and is a predicted model, not a curated record. Gene Ontology annotation, molecular function: protein-cysteine S-palmitoyltransferase activity.